GUGAAAUUCCUCCAGUUAUGUUAACAGAGGAAAUACAGCUUGUUGAAGUUGUGACAGAUACACGUUUGACUGUCUUUAGUGCCUUCCAAUAACACAUGAGCCUGGGCUUCAUCGACUAAUUAAAGAGGCGGUUGCUAAGAGAUGACAAGCGGUGACAUCGCUGCUGAGAGCCUCUGUGCUGCAGCCUGAACCUGCGUCUCUACUCUGGGUCUCUUUUCUCAACCCCUGUCUAUACCUGACUACACCUGACCCAUGUGAAGGAGUAGGGGGAGAGGGAGCGAGAGGAGCCACACCACACACACGCCAUGGCAGCUUUCACCAGUACCCCCAAAGUGAGAUCCAGGAGUGCUCCUCGGCACAGAGACUGGGACCAGAGCCCGGCCGAGUGUGACUGGAAGGACUGUGAGGCUGGAGGCGGUGAGAGAUCUACAGGACACAGCACCAUGCUGGAGAAGACCCAGGACUUCUUCCAGAUCUGUGACAUCGAGGACAAAGGCUUCAUCACCCACCGGGACAUGCAGAGGCUCCAUGGACAGCUGCCCCUCAGUGCAGAGGAGCUGGAGAAUGUCUUCGACACCCUGGAUUCUGACGGCAAUGGAUACCUCACCCUGCAGGAGUUCUCCUCAGGGUUCAGUGAGUUCCUGUUUGGCCGAAGGAUCUCUGUAACAGAAGGGAUGGGAGAGGCCAGCCCCAUUGCCAAGGAAGCCAACCAGGGCCCCCCAGACUCCCUUUACCAGACCCAGUGGGAGGAGAGGCUGAUGGGCAGCGAGGACGAGGAAGAGAGGCACUUCUGCAUGCUCAUGGAGAGCUUGGGCGCCAGCAAUGUCUUUGAGGACCCUGGUGAGGUGCGUAGUCUGUGGGCCCAGCUGAGAAGAGAUGAGCCGCAUCUCCUGUCCAACUUUGAGGAGUUCCUGGCCAGGGUCACCUUCCAGAUCAAAGAGGCCAACCAUGAGAAGAGGGAGAUGGAGAGCGCCCUUAAAAGAAAAGCAGCAACACAUGACGACGAGAUCCAGCGCUUAUAUGAAGAAAUGGAGCAGCAAAUCAAAAAUGAGAAGGACAGGAUCCUCCUGCAGGACUCUGAACGCUUCCUGUCUAGGAGCCAGGACUUAGAGCAUCAGCUCUCCAGUAAGGAGCGGGAGCUGGAGCAGAUCUUCCAGAAACAGAGGCGGUUGGAGUGUCAGUGUCGGGAGCUGCACAGCGAGCAGCACGUGACCAAGGUGGAGAAUGUGAAGCUGAAGCAGACCAAUGAGGAUCUGGCCCAAGAGCUGGAGCACACCAGUCAGGAGCUGACCCUGGCACAGGAGCAGCUGGGCCUCCUGCAGGAGCAGUCGUCACGCCUGCACAAGGAGAGGGAGAGGGAAAUGUACCAGGUCACAGAGGGAUUGCAGAGAGAGCGAGCAAGCCUGCUGAAACAACUUGACCUGCUGAGGGAAAUGAACAAACACUUACGAGAUGAACGAGAUAUGUCCUCGUAUCAAAAACUGAGGAAUACUGUUGAAAAUCCUGCUUGGAACCCGAGGCCUGGAUCAAAUACUCUGAAUCCCUUUGACAAAAAGGCCUUUAAAUGUGAGGAAGAGGUAGGGCUCCCCCACUCUAAGAAGAGCCCGGGGGGAGUGAAUGGCUACAGCCUGGAGGAUGUGGUAGCCUCCAAACCCCCCCACAGACCCCUACAGAGGAUCAUCUCCAUAGAGGAGGACCACCUACCCCAGCUCUUGCAGGACGACUACCAUGCCCAGCUCUGUGAGUGGAGCGAGGAGGCAGAGGAAGACGGGGAGGAGGAAGAACACAUAGAGCUGCAGAUGAACUCAAUAUAUCCUCCAAGUUCUCUUCCGACUAGGGAGCAGCAGCCAGCUGACACCAGAGAGUCAGAGACGCCUACAUCCCCCAGGGGCCAGCCUGUCGGCAAGGAGACCGUAGUGAACGAGGGUGCAGCGCCACCCCCGGACCGCCUGUUUAAGAUCGUGCUGGUAGGGAACUCUAGCGUGGGGAAGACCUCACUCCUCAUGAGGUUCUGUGACGACUGCUUCUACCCAGGCACCUCUGCCACCGUGGGCAUAGACUACAGUGUGAAAACGAUAACGGUGGACAACAGCAAGGUGGCGCUGCAGAUGUGGGAUACAGCAGGACAGGAGAGGUAUCGCAGCAUCACCAAGCAGUUCUUCCGCAAAGCUGACGGUGUGGUAGUCAUGUAUGACAUCACUGAUGAGCAGAGCUUCACUGCGGUGAGACAGUGGCUGACCAGUGUACAGGAGGGGGCCGGCGAGGAUAUUCCCAUCAUGCUGCUGGCAAACAAAACAGACAAGGAGAGCGAGCGGGAGGUUCAGACGAGAGUAGGCGAGAAAUUGGCCAAGGACUGCCAGUUGAUUUUCUAUGAGUGCAGUGCUUGCUCUGGACAAAACGUCGUAGACUCUCUGGUACAUUUGGCAAGAAUUCUGAAAGAGCAGGAGGACAGAGAGAAAGAGAAGACGGUCCAACUGGUAAACAGCUCUUCACAUAAGAAGAGGUCCUGCUGCUAGCAACAAGAAUGCUACUAGCUAGCUUCUAUCUUCUCAACACACAAGGUGAUGGUGAACUCACCUAAUUAAAUAUACAGUAUAUUCUGACUAGAGUUCCUUAAGAACUUAAAGAUCUACAGCACAAUACCUCUCACUGUCACCCAGUCCACCUACGGUGUGAACACCUGUUUCUUGAAUCUGUGGUUUUAAAAAGAAAAAAACACCUCUUUGAGGGGGAAAAAAAAAUAAUAAAAAUGUCUUAGCAUUUCACACGAUGAAAGGGCCAGGGUAGGUGCUGACACUGCCAUACAUGGAUAAUGACAUUUUUUUAAAGACAGUCUUGCACUACAAUAAUAAAAUAUGGAUUUUCCUAAUGACAACUUAUUUUUAAUACAUUUAUUUUCAACUAGCUAAGUCAAAACCAGUAACUAUACUACUUUUAUAUUUAAUUCAGUACAGUUUACACUGUCUGAAAAAUGUACUGAAAAAAUAAAAGUAAACCUUGUUAAUAGUUGGGUUAGGUUUCAUGAAAUCUGAAUUUCAUUCAGGACCAAUUUAACAUUUUCCAAUAGUAGAGAAGGGUUAUAACAUUUGUCAGAUUUGGACUUUAUCUCAGAUCAAUUUGAUGAAUAGAUUAGCUUAUCCCUCAAAUGUAAUAAGGUUUACUGUGUUGUAUAUGUAAUGUUGGGAUGAUUUACCAGAAGUCAACUACAGAUGUGGGAUCCUAAUUUGACCAGUAUUGUCGCAGCAAAAUAAUCCUGCAGCAACAGGAUUUGAACGUUUAGUCCAUUAACUUUUCUGCCGAUGUAAUGUUGCUAGAUCGUGAUUAGGCUACAUGAAAAGUGCAACUGUUAAUAUAAUGUGUGAGUUUUUAGUGAAUCUAUGUCAAUUCUGGGGCACAGAAAUCCUCAGCAACAGCAGUGAUCAAGUGAAGAUCCUACAUCUGUAUGUGUCUAUAAAGUCUAAUUGGCAGCUUCUCCUUUUACACAAAUGUUUGUUUUACACUUUGCAUUGACAGUGGAAGGUAGUAAAGCUCUGACAUACUAUACCUCUCUCAAAGCGUUUGCAUAUAAACCGUCACCACUGUUUGGCUUUUUUAUGUAAUUGGCACAGUGUUAUUUCUAUGAAGGAGUUUUGUACUGUAGUUGUUUGCUUAGUUUUGCCAAGAGAUUUGCCUUCUCUUAGAAGUAUUUGUUUGUGGGCGCACUAAAACGUUUCUCCUAAUAAUUCCAUAAAAAUGUAUAUUGUGCCAAGUAUCCUUGAACAAAUGUUCCAUUUUAAAUCUAACACAUUGCAAUGUAUGCCAUCACUGCACCUGGAAAGAUCCUCAGAUACGUAUGAGACAUUGGAGGUAUUAGAUACGUGCUGUAUGUGUAUGUUCUGUGAUGUUGAAGGAUACUGAGAAAUCGUCAUUUGGAGCCCUCCGGUAUAGAGAGUAUUCCUUGUGUAUUUGACAGUGUGCCAUAGCACCAUGACUACUCUAAAUGAACCAAUUGUUGCAUUUGCGCCACGCUACUGGGCCUGUGUUCUUGCACAAUAAUGUAUGUGAAAAUGUAAAUAUGAAAAAUGUUGUAUGGUUUCUCUGAAUAAUAAACAGAUAUUGUAUAUUUCAGUGAUAAAUUAAAUAAUCUAACCCAAUUAAAACACCACUUCCUUGAAGUAAGAAAGUGGAUGCAAUUGUGAAACUUGAAUUUCAGAUGCCACCUAGUGGACAAUGUUGAUCUAGAGUCGAUAACUUUUAUUUAACUGUUACAUGACAGGAGGUAAAAUUAACAAUACAAUACAAAGCUUGAAUAUAACUAUUUUUCAACUCAGAAUUGUCAUACCAAAUUAACAUACACAGCACAAUUUCAGUAGCUGACAUGAAAUAGUGGCAACCAUGUUGUUUUAGUACUUGGUGUAAAUAACCAACUGAAUGCCAUGAGUGGUAAACUGGAAUGACACUAGUCGUGUUAGAUCUGCUAAAGGCCAAACCUUAAAGUUAGCUUAAAUCACUGACUUAAUUCCAAAGACAACAGUUUUGUAUGCAUGCUACUGAAAGUGAUUCAAUGGAUUCUAUUAAAGUUAGUCUAACUACUUU
Salvelinus namaycush (lake trout) is the source of this 4575-nucleotide messenger RNA. It is a transcript of the gene cracr2aa, whose product is annotated as calcium release activated channel regulator 2Aa. The transcript has 18 exons. Gene Ontology annotation, molecular function: GTPase activity; GTP binding; calcium ion binding. NCBI's taxonomy places the organism in Eukaryota, Metazoa, Chordata, Actinopteri, Salmoniformes, Salmonidae. The record is from RefSeq and is a predicted model, not a curated record. The coding region runs from base 306 to 2516 and encodes 736 amino acids.